GUUUAUUAUACAUGCAGUGAUCUAAAUAUCAGGUUUCUCUUUAUUAAUGUUUAUGUGCAGUUGAAUGAUAACAAUUUAACUUUAACAGAAGGGUGUAGGACACCAUACUACGUUAGUUGUAAUCAGUUGGAUUUUGUCUUAUAUCAAUUGUAAUCAUAUGAAUUUAACUGUUUUAAACAAGCGACUGAUAUGAACUGUAGACAAAUGUAAUCAACAAUCAAAGAAUUGGAUAGCAAAAAUGGCAAGUCCUGUGUCGCCUAAAGGAAACACGAAACCGAGAAUACAACUUGUUAGAAAAGUUUACAAAGGAAUUUUAAUGUUUGAAAAUGAAAUCGAGGAAAUUCAACACAUGGAUACGAGAGAAGAUGAUAUCUGGGUUAUCACUUAUCCAAGGUCAGGUACUACAUUAACACAAGAAAUGGUAUAUCUCAUUCAAACACUAGACUUUGACACAGCAAAUAAAGUACAGUUAGAUGAACGAUUUCCAAUGGUUGAAGUUAAAGACGACAGAUUCCCCUAUUAUAAAGGACUGAAAUUCAUUGAAGACAUGAAGUCACCCCGAAUGAUCAAAAGUCAUCUUCACCAUUUCCUAUUGCCAACACAGCUACAAAAUGGAAAGGGAAGGAUAAUAUAUAUGGCGCGUAAUCCCAAGGAUGUUGUCACAUCUUUUUAUCGGCUUAUGCAGUGGGGAGACCAGCUUGUUGAAGGAGAUAAAACUUUCAACCAGUUUGUUGAUGCUUUUGUGGAAGGAAAAGGGUAUGCAUGUCCUUGGCCGCGACAUGUUUUGGAAUACUGGGAGAGGCGAAAUGAAAAAAAUAUUUUGUUUUUGAAGUAUGAAGAUGUAGUCAGGGAUUUACCUGCUGCCAUUAGAACUGUAGCAGCGUUUCUGGGUCGUUCGUUGACAGAUGAGGACGUUGCUAGAAUAGCGAACCAUUGUCAUGUGGACAAGAUGAGGAACAACGACAAGGUCAAUAUGUCAUACUGGAGAGACAUAAAAUAUGUGGAUGAUAAUUCCGAAGGUGGCUUUAUUAAUAAAGGUCGGCCAGGAGUUUGGCGUGAAGUUCUGACACAAGACCAUAUUGAUAAAAUUGAUACGUUACUACAAGAAUUGGACGGCUCCGGGCUAGAACUUGAGCAAAUGAAGUUAACAAUGGCAGAACAGACAAAUGAGGCUUCUGAAGAAAAACCUCGUAUUCAGCUAGGAAGAAAGCAGUAUAAGGGAAUAUGGAUGUUUGACAAUGAAAUAGAAGAAAUUGAGACAAUGGACACAAGAGAGGACGAUAUCUGGGUCUGCACAUUCCCGAGAUCAGGUACAACUCUAACACAGGAGAUUACGUUUCUUGUGCAGACAAUGGAUUUUGAUAAAGCCAGAUCUGUUCAGUUAGAUGACAGAUUCCCUAUUAUAGAAGUUAAGGAUGACAGAUUUCCGUAUUACCGAGGUAUAAAGUUUAUCGAAGAAAUGCCUUCACCAAGAAUGAUAAAAUGCCAUCUGCAUCACUUCCUACUACCAGAACAACUACAGAAAGGGAAAGGACGUAUUAUAUACGUUGCCCGGAAUCCAAAAGAUAUUGUAACUUCCUUUUACCGCCUCAUGCAGUGGGGUGAUGGACUAAAUCAAACUGAUGGUACAUGGGAUCUAUUUGUUGAUGCUUUUGUCACGGGCACGGGACACAAUGGAUCUUGGUCCCGUCAUGUUCUUGAGUUUUGGAAUCGACGAAAUGAUCCUAAUGUUCUUUUCUUGAAAUAUGAAGACCUCGUCAAGGAUAUGCCGAAAGCUGUCAGGAAAAUUGCUGAUUUUUUAGAUAGGCAAAUUACCGAUGAUGAUGUGGCUAGGAUAUGUGACCACUGCCACGUUGACAACAUGCGUAAGAAUGACAAAGUUAAUAUGUCAUACUGGAGGGAUAUCAAAAAGGUUUUCGAUGAUACAGAUGGUGGAUUUAUCAACAAAGGUAAAGCUGGAGCAUGGAAGGAGCUGCUUACACCUGAUAAAGUGGAAAAGAUUAAUGGAUUGCUAAAAGAAAUAGAAGGAUCUGGACUGACUUUUGAUGAAGAAUAAGCAGUGUCACGAGCACUGUUUGUGUUAAAUGCUAAAUGUCACAAGACCAGCGUUUACAUUGCACAUAGCAAGCUGCAUUAGACAAGGACUUCACAGAUUUAUUAGUACUCUGCCAAUUUCAUCACAUAUUGACAAAUAAAAGCAUUUGUAGUGCCAUUUUACACUAAAUGCAAUAUAUUAUAUGCUGGAGACGUUACUACAUUUUACCGUUCCACGUUUUAUACCUAAUAGAUUCAAUAAAUACUCAAAUUUGUUUCUGUAUAAUAAACAUGAAAAACUAAAA
Messenger RNA from Mercenaria mercenaria, 2339 nucleotides. RefSeq names its product sulfotransferase 1C1-like. The transcript is spliced from 14 exons. Lineage: Eukaryota; Metazoa; Mollusca; Bivalvia; Venerida; Veneridae. The record is from RefSeq and is a predicted model, not a curated record. Gene Ontology annotation, biological process: sulfation. Gene Ontology annotation, molecular function: sulfotransferase activity. The coding region runs from base 239 to 2056 and encodes 605 amino acids. Gene Ontology annotation, cellular component: cytoplasm.